UACCUACAGAGGGAAAAACAAAGAAGAGAAUUGGAAUCCAGCUGUGCUAAAUGCUUCACAGAGGUAUGAAGACAAAGUCCCUGUAUCAAACAGCUUAUUGGUACUUCUGCAUAUGACCAACCUCUCACAGUACCACUACCUGUAUGAAUUUGAGCAGUUCCCCAUCUCCGCCCUUCAGUUUCACCACCUGUAUAACACAGGGAUAAUCAACUGUGACUACCAGCAAUCCAAGAUGCCAAUAUACGAAGCUCCCAGAGGGAGGGGACUGUCUACUUGCCUAUCUGCUCCCACUUGUACCAACCCCAGAUUAUUCGAACACAUCAGUUGAGACAGUGACACCCAGCCGCCCUUCUCUGCCUCUCCCGUGCUGGAGGGACUGCAAGAUCCUGUCAGGGACGAGGCUUCUUUCUCAUUUGGCCUCAGGUGAAUGAGUGGCUGGGUUGCAGUUUCGCAGCAACAAAAACAAACCCUGCUGAGGGGGCGGCAGGCACCUGCUGGUAUUGCAGCAGCAGAGGCCGGGAUCCGUGCUCUCCGUGAGGUCGUUGAGCGAGCGCAGACAAUUCUCAUUUCCUCUGGAGGAGGCGGCCAGCCCAGCAGGAGGCGGGGCGCCCCCGAUCCCGUGUCCGGAUUAGCUCUGCGCACGCAGCCCCGGUUGGCUUUUCCCCGGCACAAGCUCGGUUCCGCCCAGGAGAACCAGCCCCGGGGAGAGGGCAGAUCCGGGGAGCAUAUGGAGCCGCGCAACGUCGGCUCGGCCAGUGUGGAACGCGGAGCGGAUACAAUGUAGCGAGCGGAGGAGCUGGGGAGAGACCGGGAGCCACGACCACCCCGUAUCACAAGGGAGACCGGGAGCGUCCUUCCGCCCUUUUCCCGGGAAAUCAGUGAUUAUCCCUGGAGUAGCGACUGAGAUUUGGGCAGGCCCCGGACCUUGAGAUGCUCCCGUACAACUGCCGGAGCUCGGGGUGAGGCCCUGGGCAGCUCCCCUCCCCCAAUCAUGUCCCCCGGACCCCCGUGAAACCCUUACCGGCCUCCCCGGAGUUGCUGAGCAGAGAACACCAUGGAGCUGGAGCUGGGCUGGGCGGCUCUGGUGCUCCUCUUCGCCGCCUCCCUGCUCACCGUCUCGGCCUGGCUGUUGCAGUAUUCCCGGGGCGUGUGGAGCGGCCGGGGAAAGCCGGAGUCCGCGGGAGGAGCUCUAAGGGAAGCAGGCAUCUGGAAGUCCUUACUGAGGCUGCGGGUGGCCCGGGACGGAGCUCCCGAGGAGGCGGUAGCGGGGGCCAGAGGGCUCCUUGCCUCGCUCUUUGCCUUCAGAUCCUUCCGGGAGAACUGGCAGCGAGCUUGGGUGCGAGCUCUCAACGAGCAGGCCUGCAGGCACGGGAGUUCAAUCCAAAUCACGUUUGAAGAGAGUCCUCAGCUUCCACCAGCAGUGAAUAUAAGUCACGUGACCUGCACAGACCAGGCAGACCACAGUAUGGUGUUGCACUGCCAUCUGUCAGCUGAUGCUGUGAAGUUCCCAGUCUCUGUCACUCAGCAGUCUCCAGCUGCUGUUGCCAUGGAUACCUAUCAUGUCACCUUAGCUCUGCUGCAGGCCCAGGUGGAGAUCCGUUUGGAGGAGCUGCAGAAUGAGGGCCUGCUGGUGUCAUGGACAUUCAAGAACAGACCAGACUUGAACCUUUCAGUUGUUCCGAAACUUCAGCCCCGUGAAAAGAAUGAUGGGAAAGUGGAUCUGUCCACCAUAAAGGACCUGAUUGAGGAUUCAAUUGUCAGCACCCAGCCUGCCAUGAUGGUGAAUCUGAAGGCAUGCACUGCUGGUAGUAAUGUGAUGUCCUGCGAAAAACUGUCCCGAGAGUCCUCAUCUAAUGUAGUGGCCCCUACGGUGUCCAAGUUGCUUCUCCGGCAUAUGCAGGUGCUCAACUUGAGCUGUGAAGAGGAAGGAGGAGGUGGGAAGCUAUGCUGUGUAGCCGAGCUAGACAGUCCUUUGCAGCAGAAAUGGACAAAGCCAGCGAGAGCAUGCAUCUCCAGCGCUGCAGCAGCGGUGGAGUGGAAUGAGGAGCUCAUGCUGGAGCUGGGGCCACGAAGCAAAGAGUUGAAGCUGAGAGUACUGGGGAACAGCAGUGGUGGGGAGAAUGUGCUUCUGGGACAUACUGCUGUUUCACUUGACUCCUGCACCAAACAGCCAUCUGGGAGGCUGGUCUAUUCCCUGAGUCCAGGAGCUGGGCAGCUGCUGACACCUGCGGCUACCCUUACACUGGAGCUGCUCUACCACGAGUCUCCUUUGUCCCCGAAUCCCCAGUAUGCCACAUCACUGCGCACCAGCAUCACUCCCACCAAAAAAAUUGAAAUGGACCGUACCAUCAUGCCUGAUGGCACCAUUGUGACCACUGUCACCACCGUCCAGUCCAGGCCCAAGGUGGACUGUAAGCUGGAUUCACCUUCGAGGUCCCCAUCCAAAGUGGAAGUGACAGAGAAGAUGACGACAAGGCUUUCAGAGAGCAGUUGUCCCAGCAGUGCCUCAGCCAGCAACAGCUGGGACAGUCACAUGUCCAAUGGCUUGGAUCCUGUGGCCGAGACAGCAAUCAGGCAGUUGACUGAAACGAAUAACAAAUCUGCCAAGAAGACCCCUACAAAACGCAGCACACUUAUCAUCUCGGGAGUUUCCAAGGUACCAAUUGCCCAAGAUGAAAUGGCACUUUCUCUUGGUUAUGCGGCAUCUAUGGAGGCCACCAUGCAUGGAUACUCCAUAAUGGCAGGCAUGUGCGACCAUCCGCAGAGCUCCACUGAGCCAUCCCAGCUGCUGGAAGCAUCGUUCUCAGGACAGAGAGCUAGUCAGGAGCUGGAUGAGACAACACGAUCAGACAUCUCUGAGAGACCCUCGGUGGAGGAUGUGGAAUCUGAAACUGGCUCCACAGGAGCCCUCGAGACCAGGAGCUUAAAGGAUCACAAAGUCAGCUUUCUCCGGAGCGGCACCAAGCUCAUCUUCCGGAGGAAGAAUAAGCAGAAGGAAGCAGGCCUGAGCCAGUCGCAUGAUGACCUGUCCAAUGCCAGCACCAGCUCUGCCACCAGGAAGAAAUCCAGCAGCUUCUCCCGGCGCCUCAUCAAGCGCUUCUCCUUUAAGUCUAAAUCAAAACCCAAGGCCAACGGCAGCACAACAUCAAUGGGCGAGAACUAAGGGUGGGAUGAGCCAGUCCGAAAGAUUGCAUUGAAGCCCCCUUUGUCUCUGUGUCUUUCCCACCCCAGGUAUCUGCGAACUACAAUCCAAUUCCUUCCUUCCUUCCUUCCUUCCUCAGCUGAGGCGGACACUGCCCCUCCCCUGGUGCUUUAUAUUGGUUGAGGAGGUAAGGGAGUUAUGAACCCAAAGUUUAGGUUGAUUAACCACCCUGUUUCUGCCUCUUCUGGAUAUCAUGACCCAUUUGCUCUUGCAUAAGACCUGACAGCUUGCUAAGCAGUCAUUCUGACUGCUCCCGGCACUGGUGGAAUGACUCCGUGUCCUCCUGAUUGCCUUGCACCUUUGACUUCUCCAGAUGACCUUCUAGAAGGGGGACAGGGCCUCUGAGGUGUCUGCUCCAGGGUUAAGACUUAACCCUUUAGUUCCUGAAAUCUUUAACUGUAUGGCAAAAGAGACCCUUGAAUAAUUUUUUUGGGGAAAAGGGGUUAUUCUAUGGAAAAUCAAGGCUCCUCCUCUGUACGUCUGCAUGGUGCAGAGUUCAUGGCCUGACUGAGGAGUAACACCUGUUUGCUGCAGCCUGCCAGCUGGGGUAAAUUUUCAGGGGAAAGAGUAACUCCAUAAACCAGUUAUGCUAUUUGAACCGUGCCCCCCGUUUUGUAGAGAAUUUUGGGAAUUUUUCUUUUAAAUGAAAAGACGUACCAGAAGAAGGGAACACGAGAUGACUCUGCAAGACAACUGGGUCCUUGCAAAAGUCCUCUUAUUAUCACUACUGCAGCAGCUGCUAGCCAGACAUAAGGCUCCCCACUAUUGCCAGGGUGUUUAUAGAAAGAUGAACUGAUCCCUAGAUGUAGCUCCCCGAAAUGUGGUGUCCACCACAUCUAGCUGUCUGGACCAGCAGCUAGUCUUUGUACAUAUGGCCUCCUUUCCUUACAGAGGUGGUUGGGGCCACUGGAGAAGCAGAUGUUCUUCGGUCUUGUAGAAUGCAAGCACAGCUGUUGUGGUCCAUGGGUGCUCUACUCUGAAGACCAACAGGACGCUUGGAAAAUGAGGGGUAGAUUUGCACUAGAGGAGUGUUUGCUAUGUAACUUGAAGUUUGUUUUAGUGCCCCAUGUGCCCCAUUCUUUAGUGGAAAGAAUGAAGGUGAAGUCCUCCACAGAAUAGAUUUAACUUGUUAAAAUGGACCUUUCCCUAGUGACUCCUGAUGGCACUGACUCUUUCUCCUGCAAAUCUGAUUCUAACUAUGUAUCUUUCUUUCAAGUAAUAUAUGAAUGUCCUCGAUUUGUCUUGUGUUGGCAGAGAAAAUGAAGGCCUCUGCAUUUCUUAGCAUCAACUUCAUUGCAUGAAAGAGAAUCAAGUAGACAGCUAGGCAGACUCUUUGCCCUGAAUGUGGCAAGGGGUUAGAAGUUGCUGAAUUUACUUGUAUUGUGAAGUUCCCUUCAGGCCCACUUUGAGUCAAACCAAGAACAUUUUGGAAGGAACCAGUGUCCUAUGAGAGUAUCAUGUGGGGAUAAAUGGUUUGAAAAGGAGCAUCUGCUCUUCAGCAGGAUGUAGAAGUGUGGAGAAGAAAUCAUCCUAAAAGAUGAGGUCACCUGGGACUGGUCUUAUUUUCCUCCUCCCCAAGUUACUAGGGUGGCUACUAGGAUGGGAAAUCAUUUCUGCCUAGAAAGGGGAUGUUGUGGAGUGCGUUUUUGUUUUGUUUUUGUUUUAAAGGCAGCUUGUAUGUAGAAAAAAUUAUUCCUGGGUGAUUGCAGGAGGACAAUUAUUAGGUUUUGCAAAAAUUACAGAGGAAGUCCUGUCUAUAGGAAAAUCCUUGAACAGUGAUCGUGAGGCACAUCAAAAGACUAGAAGGGGGUUAGCAGUGUGUAACUGUGACAAGUUCAGGGCCAGGAACUAUUCAUGUUCCUGGGCUCAGGGAAGCACUAAGUUCUGGGUAGGAUCCAGAGUGCACAGCUAUGAUUUGAAAGCUAACAAGUGGGGCACCUAAGUUAGAGGCGCUCUUUAGCGUUGUCCCACUCACCCCAGCUAGACUGGGCUGUGCACAGUAUAAAACUGGUCCAGCUGGCCAGUAGCCUCCUCUUUUCCCAGCUUUUGGUCCUGAACAGUCUGUUCAGUCUCAACAUCCUUUCUAUUUUUCUCCCUUUUCCUUCUUUACUGAGAAACCAUCAUGCUUAUGCCACUCCUUCCCACACGUUAUCGGCCUACAGCACCUGCUGUCUGUCACUGAAACAUGAGCUCCUUGAUGGAGACUGUGCCAAGAUCUCAGUUGGGGCAUGUUGGCAGUUUUAGAUGACUCCUAGAAAGAUGUACCACCCACCUUUCUGUCACAGCUCACCUUCCUCUGUGGUCUCAAAGCUGUAGCCUUUUCUGACUGGAAAUCCUCCACCUUUCUCAUUCUUGGUUUUGUUUGUUUUUCUUUCUCAACUUUCGGGAGGUAGUUUGAGACUAAAAGUGGUUAAUGUUCUGAAGUCAGACAACAUCAAGAUUUCUCCAACAGCCACCUGUGAAACCCUGCAGUGGACACUGUAGCAGCUUCCCUGGAAGGCUGAAGAUAGUGAAAUACACAUAUUUGAGGUUAGACUGAACGUAAUCUGAUCUGAACAUGACUUUGAAUAACAGAAACAAGCAACUUCUGAGCUGGAACUUAACUGUUUCAUAAGUUUUGAUUUGAGCUUUAAUUCUUCUUAAACAACAAAUAGAAUGGGCUGGCUCUGCUGGAGAGGAGCUGGCUGUGGAAAUGCCAGUGCAGCUCAUUGUAUACUUCUUGAAAUGUAAGAAUCCAGACACUUCAGUACACCCAGAUAGCCCUUUGCAGAUGGCUGCAGGGCAUGGUGGAUGUCUCCUUAGCAGGGUUAAACUAGGAGUCAUGCCUUUACUGUCUUAUGAGCUUUUAUUUAAAGUGUCUGAUAAUUGGGUGAUUGUUUUCUUAGAGCAGGGUUGCUCAGUUGUAUGGUCUUGGUUAAAUGACACAUUCUUCUCCUGUUCUGCAUCUUCACGUUUGUACUCAGUAAUUUUUCCUAUGUAGCUGCUACCAUGCACAAACAGUAGAUUGUGGGACUUUGGCCCUGCCUUUUGUGUACUUCUGGGUACUUGAUACAUAAGGAAUGGUGAUGCUUCAGCCUCACAGUUAGGUGGGAUUAGAUCAAGUGACUGAUCUACCUUUGGCAUACUUCCAGGUGAAAGAGCCCAUGUACAUCUUUAGCAUCCAAACACUUGGAGAAUUUGAUGUGUCUAAGGAGCAAGUCGUAUGGGAUUUUAUUUUCAAAAUUGAUCCUUGAGUCUUAAAAGAUCUAACUUUUUCUUUCUCUACUUGUAUUUAUUGCUUUGAAAUGUUUGCUGUGUAAACUACAUUUCACAGAGGCUGCAGUACCCUCAAAGGGUUAUUUAUUCCCUCAGCCACUUGACUGCUCAUCUUGGCGCUAUCACAGUAAUUUGUGGUAUAACCGCCAGGAUCUACAUGGAUGAAAAUGGCAGAUUUUUCUGCACUCUUUAGAUUAAAGCUGCAGAGCAUCUCCUUAAAGGGUCACUGGGGUCAAACACUUAAAUGUAAUAAAAACUGGUUGUUUAUCAAAUAUCAGUGUUUUGCUGUGUAUGGGAGGAAAACUGAAUGUAAAGUUUUAGGGUUUGCUUGCUUUUUUUUGGGGGGGGGGGGGGAGAAUUGCAUUCUUUUGACACAUCUGCUGUGCAUAUAGUGCAACAUUCUGCUGGCUGUUUGAGAACCAAAAAGUGAAAGUGAUUCUGAACAAAUGAAACAGUGUCAUUGCCUAGGCUGACGCUAAUGCAAAAAUUACACAAUGUAAAUGAAUGUUAAUCUCUAAUGUGAUGGUAAUAACACACAGCUAAAGAAAUGCAUUUUAAAAAUAGUUUUUAAUUUGAAUGUCCUUUUCUAAUUAGCCAUCAAAGCUGUUCUUUAAGCCUGUAGAUGAAAAAUUCAAGUCCAUUUUCUGUCCUUAGUCUACAGGCAAUCUCAUCUCAUGUCAAUAGAAACUGCAUGCGUAGAUAAGGGAUGCUGUGCAGCUUUAAAUGUUAAGAGACACACAUACAGGCUUAAGUGCAAAAGGCAGUGUUAUGGAGAUCUCUCUUUCAAAGGAUGUUUCAAAAAGCUUCUUGUUAAUGGAACCUAAUUGUGUGUGUGUUGGGGAGCGGGGUUCUUUGUAAACAGCAUUGUUUGGCUAUCUUUUUACAGGCUAUGAUAUGAACGGAUUGAAAAGGAGAGGUAUGAUCAGUAGGUCUGCUUACUAGCCUUUACAGACUUUGUGGUGAACCACAUUGGCAAUCCUCCCCAUUCCCAUAGGCAUUUUUUGUAAUGUGGUAUAUUUAAAAAAUAAAAUAAAAAUGAAAACUGCUUCUCACAAACAUCUGUUGAAUACACUUAAGAAUUUCAUGGUCAGAUGAGUUGAGGCCAGGCAGAGAAUGGGACACAUAACUGGAAUGAAGUUGGGGAUAUUGAAAAGUUUUAUACAGACCUCUGCAAAUUGUUAACUCUUUACUCAACUAAGUUAAUUACUACUUUUCAAAUUAGAAUAUGCAUGUACGUAUAUACAGGGUGUGUAUGUAUACGGAAGUUUCCUUCUGUUUCCUCUGAGUUAACCUUACUUAGGGACUUGUUUCCUGUGAAAACAUCUUUCUUUGGGUUAGAUUUCAAAUCUAUAGAGCUGGGGGCUUGUUGGCAACUAGCAAGCCAGUCUGAUCCCAGAUGAGACAGCAGCUGUGACUUAGAUCUUACUUGUUCCUUUCAGCUGUCUUUUUCUUCCCUUCCUGUACAUAAUUAAUAUACAGUGAAGGUGUCAGAUCCUUGGUAGCAGAGAUUCAGUGAAACCUUGUAAAAUAAAAAGCUGGUGUGUACCCUGUGAUACUGUAGCUCCUUUACAUGAGUGCCCCUCAACUCAGGACUUCUUUCACAGGUAUCUGCUUGCUUUGCUCACUUGUACAGGUUCUGGAGCAAACACCCACCCUGAGUCUGAGCUCGUGCCCCAUACUUAUGCUCUUUUUUGUACUUUGAUGCCUUCUUUGUGGGUGGAUUAUUUUAACCCCAGAUUUCAAUACAAAGAAAAAUAGGAACUGUUCAGCUAUUUAAGAGAUUAGAGUACAAUGAUUUAUUUAAAGAUGAAAUGGAUGAAAUUCUGCACCUUUGUAAAUGUUUAAGAAGAGUUCCAUUGCUGUGUAAUGGCCUGAACUUGUUAACUUAUUAAACUAAAUGGAAGUUUAUAAACAGUA
This is a messenger RNA of Mauremys reevesii (Reeves's turtle), 8374 nucleotides long. It is a transcript of the gene C2CD2L, whose product is annotated as C2CD2 like. Gene Ontology annotation, molecular function: phosphatidylinositol binding; phosphatidylinositol transfer activity. Gene Ontology annotation, biological process: positive regulation of insulin secretion involved in cellular response to glucose stimulus. The transcript has 15 exons. Gene Ontology annotation, cellular component: cytoplasmic side of apical plasma membrane. Lineage: Eukaryota; Metazoa; Chordata; Testudines; Geoemydidae. Bases 1055 to 3163 code for a protein of 702 amino acids. The record is from RefSeq and is a predicted model, not a curated record.